Molecule: messenger RNA, 212 nt
Organism: Closterium sp. Naga37s-1
Lineage: Eukaryota; Viridiplantae; Streptophyta; Zygnematophyceae; Desmidiales; Closteriaceae
Source: the annotation of a GenBank genome assembly
UUUGUGCAGUUCUUCGUGCGCUCCGUCCCCGACGCACAGGUCAAGACCUACAAGUACAUACUCAACUCCCUGCUCACGCUGCUCGAGACCAACUCAGUGAGCAUGCACAUCCCGGGCGAUGACUUGCGGCUGCUACUGGGCUUGAACGCUCCUUUGCUGCUGCUGCUGCUGCUGAUGCUGCAGUGCCUGAUGACUCCUCGCUGCUUGAGCAG